GGCGGCAGGAUGCUGCGGCUGCGCUGCAAGGCCAGGAGCGGCUCGUACCCGCUGCCCGGGCUCACCGCGCAUUCCUGCCUGCGCGAGCUCCAGGCCGCGCUCGCCGCCCUCACCGGCGUGCCCGUCCAGGCCCAGCGGCUGCUGCUCGGCUUCCCCCCGCGGGGCCUCGACCUCAGCGACGCGGAGCGGGGCCUCGGAGAGCUCGGCAUUCACUCGGGUGAUACUCUGAUAGUUGAAGAAGAUGCAAGCAACCUCAGGACUGAGUCUUCCAUAGUUACAAAACGGACUGCUCCUAAUUCAGUCAGGGACACACUUCCUGUGCUUGGCCGGAGAGUUGUUCCCGCAGAUAACUCAUGCCUCUUCACCAGCAUUUAUUAUGUGGUAGAAGGUGGUGUUUAUGACCCAGCAUGUGCCCCAGAGAUGAGAAAUCUUAUAGCCCAGAUUGUAGCAAGUGAUCCAGAAUCCUAUAGUGAGGCAAUACUAGGAAAGACUAACCAAGAAUACUGUGAUUGGAUCAGAAGAGACGAUACAUGGGGAGGUGCAAUUGAGGUUUCUAUUUUGUCUAAGUUCUAUCAAUGUGAAAUUUGUGUAGUGGACACUCAGACAGUAAGAAUUGAUCGCUUUGGGGAAGAUGCUGGCUAUGCUAAACGGGUCCUUCUAAUUUAUGAUGGUAUUCACUAUGAUCCACUUGAGCGCAAAAUACCCAACUCAGACAUUCCUCCCCAGACAAUUUUUACUGCAUCGGAUGAUAUUGUCCUUGCACAGGCCUUGGAGUUAGCAGAUGAAGCCAGAAGAAAAAGGCAGUUCACCGAUGUAAACCGGUUUACACUGAGAUGUAUGGUAUGUCAGAAAGGAUUAACAGGGCAAGUGGAAGCCAGAGAACAUGCCAAGGAGACAGGACAUACCAACUUUGGAGAGGUGUGAAUUUUUGUGUGAGGUUGGUUUUACCUACUACCUCACUGAACAAGAACAAGCAUCCAGGUUUUACAUAAGCUGUAUUUAAUCAAGAAUUCAUUUAAAGCUUGAAGGCCCUAUUAACUUAAUUAUGAAUGAUGCUCACAGGUUUGCUGUGAUUAGUGUGAGUUUACAAGUGCGUAUAGAAUGGUGUCACAUCGUUCCAACUGAUUCGAGUGUUCUUUUGUAUGACUAAGAGAACAACACAGCUGCUCAUCAAAUGCUGCAUCAGUUCUUGAUAACUGCUGGUGCAAGAAUUCUCUUGUGACAUAUCUUGGUUAAUACACACACAUACACUAUUGUGGCUAGACUUGUGUAUAGAAUUUUAGAAUCACUGAUGGAAUAAAGGUCUCAGCUCAUCUACUGAGGUCUUGAUCUACUGAAUAGAUACAGUGGUCCCC
Messenger RNA from Euleptes europaea (tarantolino), 1355 nucleotides. RefSeq names its product YOD1 deubiquitinase (gene YOD1). Gene Ontology annotation, biological process: endoplasmic reticulum unfolded protein response; protein deubiquitination. The record is from RefSeq and is a predicted model, not a curated record. Lineage: Eukaryota; Metazoa; Chordata; Lepidosauria; Squamata; Sphaerodactylidae. Gene Ontology annotation, cellular component: cytosol; nucleus. The transcript has 2 exons. The coding region runs from base 10 to 924 and encodes 304 amino acids. Gene Ontology annotation, molecular function: protein binding; cysteine-type deubiquitinase activity.